AUGAAAGUUACUGGUCAGCAGUGUUUAUCGUUUCAGACCGCACACGAUCCCCUCCAGUUCGUCUCAACGAGCGCCAUGUCACUGGCGGAAAAUGCUCGAAAGUUGAUCAGUAUCACCGAGCAGCAGAAAAGGGAACGAGCUAAAUUGGCGCGUAACGGACCGCUAUUUGACGACAAUGAUUCAUGGCAAGAGGACCUGGAUACAUGGCGACGGAAGCGAAAAACGAAAGCAGAAGGAAGGCGAGAUUAUGACGAUGUCAGCAGUCUGUCCGAGGACUAUACAAAGGAAUACCGCAGUCUACCCAAUUAUGGAAGAAGCCAUAAGCGCUUCGCGAUCCUUGUGGAUUGGGAGAAGCUGUGUCACCUCGUGAGUGGAUUUCUUCUUGAACAGGAUCGAUUUCUAGUACAGACUUGCUCUGAGCAGGAAGAGAAUGCCGGCUAA
Molecule: messenger RNA, 441 nt
Organism: Angiostrongylus costaricensis
Lineage: Eukaryota; Metazoa; Nematoda; Chromadorea; Rhabditida; Metastrongylidae
Source: the annotation of a GenBank genome assembly